Messenger RNA from Astyanax mexicanus (Mexican tetra), 1862 nucleotides. It is a transcript of the gene rnf121, whose product is annotated as ring finger protein 121. The transcript is spliced from 9 exons. NCBI's taxonomy places the organism in Eukaryota, Metazoa, Chordata, Actinopteri, Characiformes, Acestrorhamphidae. Gene Ontology annotation, molecular function: metal ion binding; ubiquitin protein ligase activity. The record is from RefSeq and is a predicted model, not a curated record. Gene Ontology annotation, cellular component: Golgi membrane; endoplasmic reticulum membrane. The coding region runs from base 56 to 1054 and encodes 332 amino acids.
UAACCCGGAUGGUCCUGCAGUCAGUGGUCGGGUCUGUGAGUGAGCGCUCCGGAAGAUGGCGGGGGUGUUCGAGGUGGAGGUUGACGGUGUAGAGCACGACCACGGACACGGACCCCAUGACGAGGCUUCUCAGAUUGACCUGUCCCAGCUGUCACCAGAAGAGAAAUGGAGACUAGAACAUGCAAGAAUGCAUGCCAAACACAAAGGACACGAGGCCAUGCACGCGGAGAUGGUCCUCAUCCUUAUCGUCACGCUGGUGAUAGCCCAGCUUGUCCUGGUUCAGUGGAAGCAGAGGCACCCCAAAUCCUAUAAUUUGGUAACCCUUUUUCAGAUGUGGGUGGUCCCUCUCUACUUUACCACAAAGCUGCAUUGGUGGCGAUUUCUGGUAACUUGGUUCAUCUUCUCUGUGGUCACAGCCUUUAUCACAUUUCGUGCAACUCGCAAACCGCUGGAGUGCACGACACCAAGGCUGGUGUACAAAUGGUUUCUCCUUCUAUAUAAGAUUAGUUACACAACUGGAAUUGUGGGAUAUGCUGUGGUCAUGUUCACUCUCUUUGGCAUCAAUCUGAUAUUUAGAAUAAAACCAGAAGAUGCCAUGGAUUUUGGGGUGUCCUUGCUCUUUUAUGGGCUGUAUUACGGCGUCCUGGGCAGAGACUUUGCGGAGAUGUGUGCAGACUUCAUGGCUUCAACAGUAGGGUAUUACAGUGCAUCAGGAAUGCCCACAAAACACUUGUCAGACAGCAUCUGUGCCGUUUGUGGCCAGCCGAUUCUUGUGGAUGUGGACGAGGAAGGAAUCAUGGAGAAUACCUACAGGCUCUCAUGCAACCAUGUAUUUCAUGAGUUUUGCAUACGAGGAUGGUGCAUUGUGGGGAAGAAGCAGACGUGCCCAUACUGCAAAGAAAAAGUGGACCUCAAAAGAAUGUUCAGUAAUCCAUGGGAAAGGCCUCACGUCAUGUAUGGACAGCUAUUAGACUGGUUACGGUACCUGGUAGCCUGGCAGCCAGUCAUUAUUGGACUAGUACAAGGCAUCAACUACAUCCUAGGGCUGGAGUGACUGCAAAGCCUCACCAAACAGACCAGUGCACUGGAGGCAAACAGUCAUGGCGGGACUGGGAAAAUAAUCUUUUUGGCUCCAAGGACACUGGAACUGAGACUGGGACUUUAUCUCUAAGCUGUAAUGUACUGUAUAUAGGCACUCACUGUGCUUAUGUGUAUUUAAAGGAAAAUUCAACUAGCAGUCUGAUGUAUUUCGGUUUAGAUUUUUUUUGGACCUCCUAAAUUAUGGAUCUUAAUAUUAUGGAAACAACUGGGUAAUGCUUUUGUUGUUGUUUUUUUUUUGUUGUUGUUGUUUUUUUUCUUAAGGUUCUUAAUGGGCUUUUUAUUCGUAAUUUGUGUAAUUUCAAAAGUGUUUACACAAAUUUAAUACAUCAUCUUUGCCCUGUAGGUCCUUAUGCCCAUUUCUAAUAAUCUUCCCUUGCUCAUUCACUUAAAAAGAAAAAAGAAAAAAACUAAGUAGAAAUAUAUAUGUAUGGUUUUAUGUUUAAUUUUCCAUAAUGGGGUCUGUAACUCUUCCAGUAUGAUAAAGUUGAACAUGGAUAACCCCACAGAUCUUCAGCUACAGGAUACAAGAAGUGAGAAUGCUGCACAUGCACUGAUGUGUGUAUUAUUCAGUCAGAUGCUGCUCUGUGCCUCUCAAGCCGGAGUCUGCCAGCUGUGGAAUUCUUUUUAAAUGCCCUUUUCCGUUAAUUGUAUGUUAUCUAUACGUUAGCGGGGGUGCGUGGGGAGUUCCUGCUCACUUCUGUCGAAAAAGGUACUUUGAACAAAUGUACAUUACAGAACUGAAUAACAAGUUGUCAAACCAU